ACGGGGUCGCCGAAGCUUGAUUCUCCAUGGUACAAGGAGUUUUUCUUCGCACGUCCCUCAUGGAAGUGGUACCAUGGCGAUACUGCGCCUUUGACGGGGUACGUGGUGGGAUCGAAGGACGACUGGUGUGUUUCGACCCAGUUUCCACAGUCAGUGAGAGAUCACGUAGACCGCCUUGUAGAAGGGUUUCAGCUGCGAGUCUUUCCUAGCGGUCCCGAGAGUGCAUACCAGCACGUUCGCAAAUUCUAUGGUUUGAGAGCUCUGGCGGAUGCGGUUCGUCCGAAGAGGCGAAGGGUAGUGGUGAAGACCGGAGUCGGCCGAGGUGGAAGCUCGUCCGUGGCGGUCGGAGAUAUUGGCGUCUCUGUUGCUCGACCGCCGCCGGUGCAGCCUAUGGCGGCUCCAGCUGAUGUGGCCGGGAGGAGAGGCUCCAAGAGGGUGGCUGAGAAGACCGCUCUCGGUCAAGCUAGCCAAAGAGCGAAGGCAAGUUCUCCGCCUCGGAAGGCGGCUGGUCGGGGAAAGGGCGUGAAGCGCGGGGAGGAACAGAGUUCUAUAGAGGUGUCGACUCAGGCGGCCACGGAUGGGGAGGCGGCUGAGUUUGCUUUGCACACUAUUAGUGAUCAUCUCGUUAUGCCUUCCGAGUACACCCCUUCAGCUUUGGACAGUCACAGGAGACUUGCAGAG
Molecule: messenger RNA, 681 nt
Organism: Linum tenue
Lineage: Eukaryota; Viridiplantae; Streptophyta; Magnoliopsida; Malpighiales; Linaceae
Source: the annotation of a GenBank genome assembly